CUUUUCUCUUCAACAUAGUCCUAAUAUCUCUAAACAUUGUUGCUUAGUUUUGAAGCAACUGUUGCUCUUUCUUCUCUCUUAUAUAUAGGUGAUCAUCCCUCUCCUUUUCUCUUCAACACAGUGCUUUUGCUUCUGAAAAAAAGAAAAAAGCAAACAUGGAGUUCUGCAUGAACGUAGCUACAGAAGGUAUUCUGGAGGCGCUCAUGACAAAUCCCAACGAGAAUGUGGUAGUGUCUCCAUCGUCGUUGAACGUUGUACUAAACAUGGUGGCUUCAGGCUCUAAUGGCAAAACUUUAGGGCAGUUUUUUCGAUUUCUUGGGGCCAAAAACUUUACAGAUCUCAACUCCCAUUCUUCAUCUUUAAUGGCUCUACUUAACGGGAGCACCAAAACCACCACGGCCAAGAAUGCACCUCUUUUGUCUAUGGUGAACGUCAUGUUUGUAGAUCAACAAUAUUCUUCCCAACUGAAACCUUCUUUCCAAGAGAUUGUCCGAGAAAUCUACAAAACUGAACCCACCUCUGUUGACUUUCAUGAGGCAGAGAAAUUGAAGAAUGAAGUGAACUCAUGGGCAGAGAAGAAUACAAACGGCCUCAUCAAAGACUUUCUGUCACCUCCAACCCAAUUGUUUCCACCAUUCUUUCUUGCAAAUGCCCUCUACUUCAAAGCAACUUGGAAGGAUCAAUUCGACGCCGCAUUGACUCGGGACAAAAAUUUCCAUCUUCUCGAUGGGAAAACUAUUGAAGUACCUUUCAUGGUUCAAAAACAGCGGAUGACGCAGAGUUAUGGAUCAUUCAAGGAUUUCAAGGUUAUCAGACUCUAUUAUAACCAGGGUGACGAUUACCGAUAUAUGCAUGAAAGAAUGUGUAUGGAUAUCAUUCUUCCUCAUAAAAAAGAUGGACUCCAAGAUUUGCUACACAAGUUCAACUCCUAUGAUGCUAAAAAUCUACUCCAUAAUUUUGACCUUCAACCAAUGGAAUUUAGCAAAAUAUGGAUUCCAAAGUGGAAGUUUUCGUAUGGUUUGGAUCCCACUGAUCUCAUGAAAAAAUUGGGGUUGACUUUGCCUUUCCAUUACCCAGUUGCUGAUUUCACAAACAUGAUGGAUUCUCCAAGUGGCGACGAGAUUUUCAUUAAGAGUAUGCUUCAGAAAUCAUUUAUUGAAGUUAAUGAGGAAGGGACAGAAGCAGCUGCAGUCACUGCUGUUUUUGGGUGUUUUGGAAGUUCACCGUGUUCUCCUCCCCGGGUAGAAUUUGUAGCAGACCAUCCUUUCAUGUUCAUGAUCAGAGAAGAAGUUUCUGGGGCUGUGAUUUUCACUGGAGCUGUUCUUAAUCCCCUCUCUGAAUAAUUGAAAAGCUUAUGUCUCUGCCUAUCUAUGACGGGAAUAUUGGGAUAAUUGUUUAACAAAUUGGUUUUUAGCUCUUUUUAAUAUUUCUUUUUCUGUUUUUUUUUUUUUUAAAAAAAUUAUGUUUCAAUUACAAUAUCAAUAAUAGUGCUAUAGUUUUAAAUUU
This is a messenger RNA of Ziziphus jujuba (common jujube), 1506 nucleotides long. Its product is annotated as serpin-ZXA. The record is from RefSeq and is a predicted model, not a curated record. Gene Ontology annotation, molecular function: serine-type endopeptidase inhibitor activity. Bases 156 to 1343 code for a protein of 395 amino acids. NCBI's taxonomy places the organism in Eukaryota, Viridiplantae, Streptophyta, Magnoliopsida, Rosales, Rhamnaceae. The transcript has 2 exons.